UCCAGAGCUGCUGUUUGUGGUGUUCGAUGGCAGUGGCAGUGCCGCGGUGACCCGGCGUGCCCGCGCUCAGGGCUGUGUGUGGCCCCAUUAUAUCACAGAAUCAGUAAGGUUGGAAGGGACCUUUAGAGAGCAUCCAAUCCAGCCCUGCUGCAGGGGCACAUGGAGCAGGUUACCCGGGAAUGCGUCCACGUUGUUUUGGAAUUUCUCCAGAGAGGGAGAUUUCACGACUUCUCCGGGCAGCCUGUUCCAGUGCCCUGCCACCCUCAACGUAAAGGUCGAACUCAUGUUAAAGUCAAACUUCUUGUGUUAUAGUUUAUGGCCAUUACUCCUUGUCAGUGGGCACCACUGAAAAGAGUGUGGCAGCAUCCUCUUGGCGCUUAUAUUUAUGUUUUUUGAGGACAGCCCUUUUAAGCACGGAGGGCAGGGGAAGCUUGGAGUGCUGACAUGAAACUCGUGCAACAUUCUGUGUCACCUGCAGUCUCUGAGCUAAGUCAGACGCACGGGAGCUUUAGAGGAAUGGCUUUACCUGGUUCAGUGCUCCAGGCAGGCAGAGUGGGGUUCUCAGGUGAAAUGUAUGUUUUAGAAACAAAAUAUUAAGUAAUAUCAAACUAAAAAAAAGUCCCUUAGUAUUACCAGAGUAUUACAGACAAGGCUUCCUGACUGUUGAUAACUUAUCCUAUAUCCUUUGCUGUCUGUUAUGCACACUUUAGGAUCCCAAAGCUGAUUGUUUGUCUGCUAGGAAACAGAAAAGCAGCAAACUCCCUUUUCAUGUAAGUUGUGAUCGUUUUCACAAGAGUAUUUUUACACUGUUUUUAUUUUUAAUUUUUUAUAAUCAAUCAAAAAUCUGCAGUUUUACAUUGAGGUAUUUAUAUGUUAAAGUAUUUCUUGUUCCAUUUUCAGAGGAAACUUUAAAACUAAAGUUUAGAAGGCAAGAUUCUGCUUGCUGUUGAGGUAAAAAAAACCCUUAUGGCAAAGAUCUUGAAAUGCAGUGUAACAUCACAGUAGUUUUGUUUUUAGAACAAACUGAAAACCCUGAUCAUUUUGGAAGAUUUAAAAUAAUUGUGGGUGGUUUUUUAAUGAAUAUACAGAAAACCAUGUGAGUAAAAUCACUUUUGCAGGCCACUGAAUUGCACAAUAUUAACACCUGUUGCUUUUAAAUUCAUGGUACUAUACUGUUUCCAUAAUAAGUUUAUGUGACUUAAGGAAAAACAUAGGUGCUUACAAUGAUCUGGGAUGUAAUUGAUGCAAAAAAUAUGUCCUGAUUUGAUCAACAAAAUAUAUUAAGAUAUCUGAAAUAGAAAUUGGUUUCAAGUCUUUGAAUAGCCACUUUAAUCCAAAACAGGGUUUUGGUUGUUUUUGUUUUGUGAUCUGACGCUUCUUUUUUCCUGCACAGACUUUUUAUUAAAAUACUGGAUAUUAAUUUUAAUGGCCAAAAAAUUAAAGCUGGAAUAAUACCCCAGACUUUUUAAUGUGUUUGGAUCUUUUCUGCUUACAAAAAUAUUUUCAUCAUGAGCUAUGGAAAGGAUUUUGUGGAAACUCUUAAAAGAAUUGGAUAUCCAGAGGCUGAUGAGCUUAAUGGAGAAGAUUUUGACUGGAUGUUUGAGUCUUCAGAAGACAAAUCAUUUUUGGAGUGGUUUUGUGGAAACAUAAAUGGGCAGAACAUGGUAUCUGAAGAAGAACUGCAAGAUUUUGAUAAUCUUCUCCAGCGUGGUAAGGCUGUUUUGGAAGGAAAUGCACUGGAUGAAGUCCUUAAAACCUUGGAGCCUGUGGGUUCAACAAACAGUAGCCAAGAGGAGGACAGGGAAGAAGUGAAGAAAUUAGAGGAUGAACUUCAAACUCUUCAGAACUUAAAAAACCUUCAAAUUCAUCGGCAUAACAAACUUCAGCUCUUGGUAACUACAAACAGCCACUUGUUACAAACAUUCCAAAGCAGAGAGGAAGAAGCACGGAAGUAUUGGAAAGAAGGACUGGAAGUGUUUACUGCAGCAAAUAAUAAGCUUGACAAUGAACUGCAGUCUCUUAUAGCUGCAGUGAAGGAAUUUGCCUCUUUCUUCACUGCUUCAGAUUCAGGACAAGGGUCAGAUGCACAUCCAAUGUUUUUUUCCCAAAUUUCUUUGGACAGAUAUUUGUCUGUGGAAGAACACAGCACUGCAGCACUUACAUCACACUUAAAAAAGCUUUUUUAUGAAGGUAUUUCUAAAUGUGCUGAAAAUUCACAUGAAGGCAGCUUUCAACUUGAAGAUUUAAUCAAGCAAAUCCCUUUUGAUGAGACUAAUGAAGUUUGUGAAGAGAAGCAAGAGAUAGCCAGGCUCCAGGCAGCAUAUAUUUGUGGUCAGAACCAGCUAAUUCAGCUGCAAGCUGAAGAGGAGGGCUUGAAUUCAGCUAUCAAGUGUGCAGAGAGCCUGCUGCAGUCCUUAGACAAGGAUAUUGGACAACAGGAAAACAUUGAUGCUCAAAUAUUUAGUUUAAGUGCUGAAAUUUCAGCAAUUAAACAAGACAUAGCUCAGAUAAAUAGUGAAGAGCUGCUUCCCCUUCUUAAGAAGAGAGCACAACUUUUGACUGCACCAGUGGUGACAGAAUACUUAGGUCACCAAAUUGCUCGACAGAACUGUUAUGCUGCAAUUCAAGAUAAAAUAGGCAGGCAUUUGAUAAGGCAGAAAACAUCAUUUGAAUUUAUUCAGCUGGGCUGUGAAAUGGAGAUGAAGAAACACCAGGAGUUCAGCUGCCAGCUUGAGAAUUUGGUAGAAUCUCUGAAGCAAAGCACUGAUGAGUUACAGCAGAGGCUACAGGUGAUAGCUGAACGAACUGAGCAGGCAAAGCCAAGGAGCACUAUUAGUCCAGAGGAUGGUUUAGCUUGCAGGCUGUAUCAGCUCCUGGAAGGAGGAAGUAAAAAACAACAAUUGUUUAAAACAUACAAAAACCUGGAGCAGAUGGCUCAGAAGUUAAAGCAGGACUGUGCUGCAGUAGAAGAUCAGCUGGCAGCAUCUGCUCGAGAGCAGUCUCUCCUUUUGUCCAGCCUAGAAGGGGAUGUGGAUGCCCUUCAUGGUGCUCUCUACUGUGGAACAAAUCAGAUACAGCUCCGCAGUCCUGAACUUACUGAGCAGUUUCACCAACUGGAAGUGGAUUUAGGUGUACUAAAUAAUCUCCUUAAGGAUCUGGUUGCUGAUCUGAAGUCAAAGAAAAGCUUUUUAGAGUCCAAUAGGCUGCUUCAGAUGGAAAGAGAAUUGUAUGUGUAUUUUUUCAAAGAUGAAGAGCAGUUGAAAGAGAUGGUGGAGAAGCUUGAACAGCAGUCUCAGGCUAAAGCCAGUGGUCUGGAAGACAAGAAUUUCACAACCAGUGGAGUUCUUAAUGUCUAAACAGCAAUGUACUCUUAAGAAAAGAAAAUGUUAAUGUAAACUGUCUACGAGUUUAUGGAAUAAUAAGCAUGAGCUUGUCAAGACUGAUACUUAACCUGUCACUGCAGUGAAUCUUAACUGCCACUGUUACCAGCUGAGAUUGUGUGCUGCUUUAAUGGCUUCUUCUGCCUGCUGAAUUCAAUCUCAGUUUUGUCAGAACUCUUGGAUAUGAAGUCAUUGUUGGUUAUUUGAAAGAUGACGUUCAGGCUGCUCUUCUGCUGGCCCCUGUGUUCGUUUCUGCUGCACACAGCAUAGCUUCAAUAGGAAUAUGUCACACCCUUCAGUUAAGUCUUUUUGCAUGCUAAGAACUUUUUGAACUGCAAAAUAAAUUUGGAGAAAGUAUUCCAGAUUUUGGAACAAGGAUGUAAUGUACUCAUAGUGACGAGGAGGGAUCUCAAAGGCAGCAGAUAGUCCAUGAUUGUUUCCCUCAAAGUUCUUCCAAGAAGACUUGAUUUUAUUAGAAAUGUGUUGGAAUAUGUACCAGAAUCUGUUUUAACUACCAAGACCAUCUGUUUUAAGACCAUUCCUAUAUCUCUUAACUUAUGGCCCAUCUUCUCCAUUGAAACCAGUCUAUACUUAUUGUGGCUUGUCAAUGAACAAGAAUUUUAAAUGUCUUUUGUACUUCUGAAUUUGCUUAUAAUUUAUAAUGCUAGGCAUUUCAAUUCAGAGUGCUGAUGCUUUCAUACUUGUGCUUUCGUGUGCAUUGUUAGCCCAUUUAUCAAAUUUUUAUGUAGCUUCCUAAUAUACCAAUGGAACUAAAUGGGCUUUUAUAGUAUGAUAACUUCCAGUCUUUUAUAUUUUGAUGGGAUCAGCUGUGCUUGCUUUCAAGCACUGCACAUAUUGAUGAAGGUUAGUAUAUUCGUUGAAAUUCAGUAACAGUAGUCUUAAAACUAUUUUGAUGGCACACUUUUAACUUCUAUGUGAUUAUAACUUAUUUCGAAAUGUGUAAUUUUAUUUUUUUUUUAGCAUUCUGGUUGGGUGUCUUUAUGUCUGGAUUUCAUGCUGCUUAACUCUGUAUUUUGUGUAUA
Messenger RNA from Pyrgilauda ruficollis (rufous-necked snowfinch), 4423 nucleotides. RefSeq names its product HAUS augmin like complex subunit 3 (gene HAUS3). The record is from RefSeq and is a predicted model, not a curated record. Gene Ontology annotation, cellular component: mitotic spindle; centrosome; HAUS complex. Bases 1509 to 3356 code for a protein of 615 amino acids. The transcript has 4 exons. NCBI's taxonomy places the organism in Eukaryota, Metazoa, Chordata, Aves, Passeriformes, Passeridae. Gene Ontology annotation, biological process: spindle assembly; centrosome cycle.